ACAAUUAGUAAAUAGCAACAAAUGGAGCACGCGAAGCCCAGUUCUGGCCAUGAUGAAGCUACCAGGAAAAGUAGUGUCAUCAAGCCCACACGUAAUACCGCCAUAAAGUGUUUAAAAUGCGACAAAGUGUAUAUAUUUCCUGCGGACAAAGAUGACUGCUUAGCGCAUUUGUAUCUUGAACAUCGGCUGGUUAUUGCGGAUGUAGAUGAAGUUGCAUUGCUUGAAGAAUAUCUACAGUACUGGGAGCAGGAGUUUCAAACUCAUGAGUUUGAACAGUAUUGCACUACUUUGUUUUUGGAUCAGCUUCCUGAUGGCACCUACGCCAAGAACGAAAAGUACUACUUGUUGUGUGAUAUACUGCCUCAAGACUAUGAACUUCGUCACCGGCUGCAGCAGCAGUGUUUAAGCGCGGCGCUGCAACGUCAUCAGUUCGAGUUGACCGACCGGAGCUUCAGUAAGGAAUGUCUCUUCUGCCGUACCGUUAUUAAUGGUUUGCGUUCCGAAUACUUGGAUCAUUUGUUCGAAAAACACUUUCUGCUUGUGGGCAAGCCCGAGAAGCUGGUCUAUGUUGAUGAAUUGCUCGAACGGUUGGAAACAAAUCUGGAAAAAUUAAUAUGCCUGUACUGUGAGAAGACGUUUAAAGAUCGGCCCACGCUCAAGGAGCACAUGCGCAAAAAAGGGCACAAGCGAAUCAAUCCGAAUCGGCGCGAAUACGAUAAAUACUUCCUAAUCAACUACAAUAGAACGUCGGCACCAACGAAUCGAAAACAACAGCCGCAGAAGCAGCGACAAAAACGUCAGACGUCAGGAACAGAACAAGAUGAUGCCAGCGUAGAUUUUGAUAAGCAUUUUGCUCGGCCGGAUUCAGAUUGUGAACACGAUUCCGACUGGUCUGACUGGGCGGGUGAUGGCGAUUUCCCAACGCUUAAAUGUCUGUACUGCUCUCAGGAUGAAACUCAGUUCUCUACGCUAAAGGAGCAUAUGGUUCAGAGUCACCGCUUCGACUUCGAUGCGGCCACCAGUGCUUUAAACUUCUAUCAACGCGUCAAGGUGAUAAAUUAUGUGCGUCGGCAAAUAUGCAUGCUGCGUUGUGUAAGAUGUGACCUACAAUUUGAUGAUGAAGAACUGCUUAGCGAGCAUAUGGCUCAAGAGGCGCAUUACAGCAUUGCCGAAAGGUCGAGUUGGGACAAGCCCGAGUUUUUCUUUCCCUAUUUAGAAAACGAUGGAUUGCUCUGUGUGUUGGACGACAGUACGGGAGAUGAUGUGAGUACAGAUGUUGUGCGCAUCAUUUCGGAGGAUAAUUUAGCGAACAUAAACAAAGAUGCAGAACGUUUGUCGUUAGAGAACUUUAAGUUGUAAUUUAAUAUAGAGGAAGAAUAUAAAACAUUCUGUUGACUUCCUUGAUACAUA
This is a messenger RNA of Scaptodrosophila lebanonensis, 1410 nucleotides long. RefSeq names its product zinc finger protein 277. The transcript is spliced from 2 exons. Lineage: Eukaryota; Metazoa; Arthropoda; Insecta; Diptera; Drosophilidae. Bases 22 to 1359 code for a protein of 445 amino acids. The record is from RefSeq and is a predicted model, not a curated record.